AUGACGAACACUGAAACAGACAGGAGGUCCCAGCACACGUGCAGAUGUGCCUACGACCACACCAACAUCUGGAUCUGGAUCUGCAUCAUCCACACCCACGCCAACAUCUGGAUCUGGAUCUGCAUCUGCAUCAUCCACACCAAGACCAACAUCUGGAUCUGGAUCUGGAUCAUCCACACCAAGACCAACAUCUGGAUCUGGAUCUGGAUCUGCAUCAUCCACACCCACACCAACAUCUGGAUCUGGAUCUGGAUCUGCAUCUGCAUCAUCCACACCCACGCCAACAUCUGGAUCUGGAUCUGGAUCUGCAUCUGCAUCAUCCACACCAAGACCAACAUCUGGAUCUGGAUCUGGAUCUGCAUCAUCCACACCAACAUCUGGAUCUGGAUCUGGAUCUGGAUCUGCAUCUGCAUCUGCAUCAUCCACAACCACACCAACACCAACACCUGGAUCUGGAUCUGCAUCAUCCACACCCACACCAACAUCUGGAUCUGGAUCUGGAUCUGCAUCUGCAUCAUCCACACCCACGCCAACAUCUGGAUCUGGAUCUGGAUCUGCAUCUGCAUCAUCCACACCAAGACCAACAUCUGGAUCUGGAUCUGGAUCUGCAUCAUCCACACCAACAUCUGGAUCUGGAUCUGGAUCUGGAUCUGCAUCUGCAUCUGCAUCAUCCACAACCACACCAACACCAACACCUGGAUCUGGAUCUGCAUCAUCCACACCCACACCAACAUCUGGAUCUGGAUCUGGAUCUGCAUCAUCCACACCCACACCAACAUCUGGAUCUGGAUCUGCAUCUGCAUCAUCCACACCCACACCAACAUCUGGAUCUGCGUCUGCACUUCAGCUACUCCUGUGAUUCGACUGUGUCCUAAACCCUCUAAACCUCUCUGUUCCCCAGACACGCUUCUGAUGGUGCGCUCCGUGGACCUCCUGAAGUCCAGAGACGGGCCGAACCGACGCGAGCAUCACACGGACUCUUACCUCAGCGACAACCUGAUCGUCCGCAGAGGACAGACCUUCCAGAUGUGGAUCGAGCUCUCCAGACCCUUCACCAGCGGAUCCGACAACCUGCAACUGCAGCUGAGCUCCGCCGCCGCGACUGGGGUCCGCAUCUCCGUCCCGCUGGUGGACGAGCUGGGAGACAGCGGCUGGGAGAUGAAGAUCGUGGAGCAGAAGGACCGGCGUGUCCGUGUGUCGGUGAACACGAUGGCGAGCGCCUCCAUCGGCCGCUACAUGAUCACGGUGGUGUCCUUCUCUCCGAGGGGGAAGCUGCUGUUCCCCUGCGCCCCGAACGACCUGUUCCUGCUCUUCAACCCCUGGUGUGAAGAUGACCCUGUGUAUUUGGAUAACGAGGCGGAAAGAAAAGAGUAUGUUCUCAACAGCAUGGGCAGAAUUUAUUACGGAACCGAGCAGCAGAUUGGAGCCAGAACAUGGAAUUAUGCCCAGUUUGAGCAGGACGUCCUGGAAGCGUGUCUGUUCCUGCUGGAGAGGGGUCGGGUCGCUAUGACCGAAUGGAGAGACCCGGUGAUCGUGUCCCGGAUGAUUUCUGCUCUGGUGAACUCUAAUGAUGACCGAGGAGUGCUGAUGGGUAAUUGGACGGACAGCUAUGAAGGCGGGACGACUCCCACCGCCUGGAUCGGGAGCGGAGACAUUCUCAAACAGUUUUACAAGAGUGCAGGAAAGCCCGUGAAGUUCGCCCAGUGCUGGGUCUACGCCGGGGUCACGGCCUCUGUGUUGAGAUGUCUCGGUAUUCCGACUCGGUGUGUGACCAACUUCAGCUCCGCCCACGACACGGAUCUCUCCUUGACCACUGACAUUUACAUUGAUGACAAUAUGGAAUUAAUUAAAGACAAGACCAACGAUUCUGUCUGGAACUUCCACGUGUGGAACGAGUCGUGGAUGACCCGCCCGGACCUGCCGGUGGGUUACGGUGGAUGGCAGGUGGUGGACGCGACCCCUCAGGAGCCCAGCCAGGGUUCGUACCGCUGCGGUCCCACGCCCGUCUCCGCCGUCCGCAACGGACAAGUCGACCUGAAAUUCGACACGCCGUUCGUCUUUGCCGAGGUGAACAGUGAUAGGAUCUACUGGCAGAAGAAACCUGAUGGCAGUUUCAGUCAGGUCAACGUGGAGAAGAACACAAUCGGCCAGCGCAUCAGUACCAAAGCUGUGGGAUCGGAGGAGCGCAUGGACAUCACACACCUCUACAAAUACCCAGAGGGUUCGGAGGAGGAACGCAUUGCUGUGGAAACAGCCAGUCGCUUCGGCUCCAAGCCGACUCUGUACCCAUCAGCCACCGAAAACGACGUGAGCAUUGAGAUAGUCAUGGACGGGGAAGGACCUCGUAUUGGUGGAGACGCCAAACUCUCCAUCGUCCUGAAGAACAAGAGCUCAAAGCAGCGCACGGCCAGUCUGCUGUCUGAGGUGCUGGUCAUGUACUACACUGGAGUGCUGAAAGCCACCGUGAAGAAGGAGCGGAUUCCUGUCAACCUCAAACCGCUAGAGACCAAGACUAUUCCCUGGACUCUGCUGUAUAAGGAGUACAUGAAUCAUCUGGUGGAUCAGGGCGCUCUGAUGCUCACGGUCACCGGACGGGUCAAUCAAACCAAACAGAUUCUGGCCACACAGUUCAACUUCAGACUGCGCACUCCAGACCUCAUUAUCACUCCUCUAGGGGACGCUGUGGUGGGUAAAGAGUUGACGGUCAAGAUCACGUUCCAGAACCCGCUGCCGCUAGUGUUGAAGAACGUUAUGUUCCAUAUAAAGGGAUUGGGAAUGCAGAGCGCCAGAAAGAUCCCGAAUGGUGAUGUGGAGAAGCUUGCGAAGGUUACACUGAUGGAGAAGUUUGUUCCCACCGCCUCCGGCUCUCAGAAGCUCCUGGCAUCGAUGGACUGCCAUCAGCUCACUCAGGUGCACGGAUUCGCUGAUAUUGUGGUCAAAGCAAAGUGAAAAACACUGUCAUUGUAAAGCCUUCUAAUGCUCUCGCUUCUCUUGAAGAAUGUACUAGAUUUAAGGGUCAUCUACAUUGUAUAAUAAUUCAGUAUUUUCAUUCUCAAUUCAUGUAAUUCAACAAUAAAGAUCCUCCAUGUUUAAAUUAUA
Rhinichthys klamathensis goyatoka is the source of this 3099-nucleotide messenger RNA. Its product is annotated as protein-glutamine gamma-glutamyltransferase K-like. The transcript has 14 exons. Bases 1 to 2949 code for a protein of 982 amino acids. Gene Ontology annotation, biological process: peptide cross-linking. Gene Ontology annotation, molecular function: protein-glutamine gamma-glutamyltransferase activity. Lineage: Eukaryota; Metazoa; Chordata; Actinopteri; Cypriniformes; Leuciscidae. The record is from RefSeq and is a predicted model, not a curated record.